AUGGAUUUUGGAGAAAAUAGCAAGAAUGGCAAGGGAAAGGCAAACACUAAUAAAGCUGGGGCAUCAGGACUUAGGGCCAAACCUAUACAUUGGCCUCCAGUUUUAUCUGAGUUUGUCCUUGAUUGGUACAUUGAGAAGAAGAUGGAGAUGCCGCCAAAAACUGUUUUCAAGAAGGUACAUCACACUGCUUGUACAAAAGUAGUCAAUGGGAAAUAUGGAAGUACUUACACCGUGGAUCAAGUUCAUCGUCACUAUAGACGUCAUAAAGAGACUUGGUCACUUGUAGCACGCCAUAUGAAUGUGAGUGGUAAUGGUUGGGAUGAUGUCACAAAAACGUUUAGUCUCUUCAAAUCUGCUCUGGAUGAACUAUCGGUCAAUGAUCGUGGAAUUCUCACAAAACCUAUUCAGUUCUUUGGCAAGUUACAAGAGUUGUUUAGUGGAUCCUCAGCCGAUGGAACAUUUAUGCAUGAUCCUUCUACUGCUGCUGAUUCUGACAAUGAAUGUGAUACACAAGAGAGCAUAAAUGACAUGUCUGCCUAUGCUAAAACAAAGUGUCCUAAUGGAGAAGAUUCAGACAAGCUUGAGUUAGAUAGUGAUGAUUGUAAGGAGGUGGCAGCGGUCGCUGCAGCUAAUGUUGGCGAUCUGAAGCCUAACAAGAAGAAUUUCAAAAGGCCUGGAAAAGAAAAGACGUUACCGACGUCACAAUCAAACAAAAAAACCAAGUCCCCGGCUGCAGGACGUGAUGACAAUGAUAUGGAUGUCAUGCUUACUAGUACUCUGGUGGGGAUCAAGGAAAACCUUACAAAACCAAUACAAACCCUCCCCCCGCUAGAUCCGAAUGCUCCGCUUUGGAACAUGCUUAAGAAUGUUGCAUUGCCACCUGAUGAUAAGAUGGCAGUAGGAAUGUACCUUUGCAAGCCAGAAUUACAAGUUCAGCGCAAUUUCCUUAUGGCCAUGGGUGAAGAAUACCUUGAGCGCUGGGUGGUGAAUCAUUUUUCUCGGGAUGAUCUGGAUGCUAAUGGUCCUCCUGGUCAUGGUCUUGGUCAUGGUCCUACUAGCUUUUAA
Molecule: messenger RNA, 1065 nt
Organism: Brachypodium distachyon (stiff brome)
Lineage: Eukaryota; Viridiplantae; Streptophyta; Magnoliopsida; Poales; Poaceae
Exons: 2
Coding region: 1-1065 (354 amino acids)
Source: RefSeq, a predicted model, not a curated record